GCAAGAAGGAAAGAGGGCUCACAAGUGAAGAUGGCAGUUAAUUGGGAGAUAAGGUGGGAUGGGGAGGAAGCCCCGGCCUAUUUACCAAAUGCUGAAUUAUUCACAAUACGGUUGCAUUACAUGGUGGAUGAAAUAGAAGGCAUGGCCGGGUAUGUAGAUUAUUGUUGUGCUGAUCAAAUGUCCAGACUUGAACUAAUAAGCAUGGCUAAAGAAUUUAAGUUAGAUGUGGAGGGUUGUAGUAUUUGGUGGUUAGAUGUCACUAGUGAGGAAAAAGGUUUGAAAGAAGUAAAAACUGAUUUAGAUGCCUUGAAAAUGGCAAUAUCUGUUGGGUCUAGUAAGGAAGUAUAUGUUUGUGUUAGACUUGCCAAUGGUGCCAAUGUUCAUGGAGUAGGAGCUAAUGGAAGGAAUGAAAGUUCAAGUGGACAAGAAAGUCAAGUAGGCCAUGGCAAUCAGCAGGAUAUGGUUGAUACUUUAGUGACAAGAAAUCAAAAUGAGAAAGAUGCAACAAAUAGACAACCCCAAGAAGAUCCUGUGUCACAGGUAAUGUCUCAACCUAACAAAACCCUCAUUGAAGCAACACACAAAGGGGAACUUGAAGUGAGAAGGCCAAAAUUAAGAACAAUAAGGGGGAAAAAGGCAUUGAUAAAUGAGACAACGACUGCAAAUAAAACAUUCCUUGAAACAACACCCAUAAAAGAAAAUAUAGUGAGGAGGCGAGGAUUAAGUACAGUAGCGGGAAAAAAAGCACUGGCAAAUGAAACUACAGCUAAUAAACAAGUCUCGGGAGAUCCCAUGUCACAGGUACAUACAAAACCUGAGCAAACCCUCCCUACAGCACCACCUGCAUUGAAAACUCAAUUCAAGAGGUCAGAAAUAAUUACAAGAGGGGCCCUAAAAAGAAAGACAAUUGAAACAUCAUCUAGAAAAAUUGAUAAACAAGCCUCAGAGGAACCUGCUUCACAAGUGAGCGGCGCAGGAGAAACUCAAAGGAAGAGGCAAGAAUUGCAUAGAAGGGUAAAAAAAACAAGGACAAAUGAAAAAAAAGUUGCAACAGAAGUGGGCAAGCCUAAAAAAAAUCCACCAAACAAAUCUUUUGCAUCUAAUGAUACAAGAGCUCAUGUACUUAAAUCUCAAGGGAAAAAGAAGGAUCUUAAAGAAAAGAACAAAGUAAGAGGUGCUUGCAAGAGGAGGAAAGUAUAG
This is a messenger RNA of Dioscorea cayenensis subsp. rotundata (Guinea yam), 1200 nucleotides long. RefSeq lists its product as uncharacterized. Lineage: Eukaryota; Viridiplantae; Streptophyta; Magnoliopsida; Dioscoreales; Dioscoreaceae. The coding region runs from base 31 to 1200 and encodes 389 amino acids. The record is from RefSeq and is a predicted model, not a curated record. The transcript is spliced from 7 exons.